Messenger RNA from Haplochromis burtoni (Burton's mouthbrooder), 2994 nucleotides. RefSeq names its product MUS81 structure-specific endonuclease subunit (gene mus81). The coding region runs from base 122 to 1984 and encodes 620 amino acids. Gene Ontology annotation, molecular function: 3'-flap endonuclease activity; crossover junction DNA endonuclease activity; DNA binding. The record is from RefSeq and is a predicted model, not a curated record. NCBI's taxonomy places the organism in Eukaryota, Metazoa, Chordata, Actinopteri, Cichliformes, Cichlidae. Gene Ontology annotation, biological process: mitotic intra-S DNA damage checkpoint signaling; double-strand break repair via break-induced replication; resolution of meiotic recombination intermediates. Gene Ontology annotation, cellular component: Holliday junction resolvase complex; nucleus. The transcript has 18 exons.
AACCUUUGGGGCUUCCGUCCCUUUUGUGUCACGUGACAUAUGUCAACAAGGAAGUGGGCUGUGUCUUUGAAUACAAGGCGCCAGUAGCCGUUCCUAGUCAACAAGUGAAAGAUCCCGAGGGAUGCCCGCCACCGAGCCGGUCCGGUUGGGUCGGAAACGCGCCCUGCCCUCGUGCCCGAACCCGCUGUUCCUCAAGUGGCUCACCGAGCUCCGGGACGAGGCGAAGGAGAAAGGACUGAAGAUCCAGUACACCUACCAGAAGGCCAUCAACUCACUGAAUAAAUAUCCACUGCCACUCAAGAACGCCAAAGAGGCAAAGAUCCUCCAAAACUUCGGAGACGGCAUCUGUAAGAUACUGGAUGAAAAGCUGCAACGGUAUUAUAGAGAGAACGGUGCUGACGCUUCUAUACACGCUCUCCCCAAAGGAGCGCCCCCUCCUGGCCGAUCAGACAAUAACAUCAUCCUGGCUCCAUCCAAAAAGAAAAAUGCUGCAGGUGAUCAAGGAAAGGAUGGAGGAGGAGAUGGAGGGAGGAAGAAGAAGAGGGAGUAUGUCCCCCAGAAGAGAUCCGGGGGCUAUGCUGUGCUGCUGACUCUUUACAAAGAAACUCAGGUCCCUGGUAGUAAAGGUUACAUGUUUAAGAUGGAGCUGCAGGCAGAAGCUCAGCAUCUCUGUGACAAAUCGUUCACUGCGCCUGAUUUAGGCAGUAAGUACACCGCCUGGAGCUCAGUCAGCACUCUGAUCCAGAAGAACCUGGUGAUAAAGACUCACAAUCCUGCAAGGUAUUCUCUGACAGAAGGAGGUCUGACUUUGGCCGAGCGACUGGCAUCUGCAGAGCAGACGAACACAGACGGGGACAGAGAGGCGGUUAGGAGUGAGUUAGAGGCGACUGAGGAAGACGAUCCCGUCGUAGACAUCACUGGUAGUGAUGAAGAUGAAGAAGAGAAGGAGGAGAACAGAAUACACCCUGCAGAGAGACAACCCACCGUCACUGAGGUUAGCUGCGACGUGGACGACGUGCGUUCAUCGGGGAAACCACAGGAUUCACAGACGACGAUGACGACAAGCAGAAAGCCGAACGCAGAAUGUCUCCUACCCGGAACGUAUGAAAUUAUGCUCUGUGUUGACUUCAUCGAGACCACUGGUGGGAGUCACCAUCGUAAGCAGGAGCUGGUGAAAGAGCUUCAGAGAAAUGGAGUCAACUUUGACAUCAGGAAACUAAACGUCGGGGACUUCCUGUGGGUGACUCGGGAAAAGGUGGCACCUGUUGCAGGUCAGUUGCGAGCGCCUGUAGGCAGGGAGCUGGUCCUUGACUACAUAGUGGAGAGGAAGAGGAUGGACGACCUGUGCGGCAGCAUCAUCGACGGACGCUUCAGGGAACAGAAGUUCCGACUGAAGAGGUGCGGUCUUCAUAAGCCCAUCUAUUUAGUGGAGGAGUGUGGAUCAGCUGCUUCUCACCUGAGCUUACCUGAAACUACACUGCAGCAGGCCAUAGUCAACACACAGGUGGUUGACGGUUUCUUUGUGAAGAGAGUGCAGGAUGUGAGGGAGUCGGCGGCGUACCUCACCAUCAUGACACGAUUCCUGACUAAACUGUACCAGAACCGAACGCUGAUCUGUCGCUCCAGAGAGCUGGAGGGCGAUGGAGGCAGUGACGAAGAGGAGAGAGGGCUCCCCUCCUGCUCCCUUAUGUCUUUUGCAGAGUUCAACCACGGUGCAGUCAAAAACAAGUGUCAGACGGUGAGAGAAGUGUUUGCCAGACAGCUGAUGCAGAUCAGCGGAUUGUCUGGAGACAAAGCAGCUGCUAUACUGGAACACUACAGCACGCCACACAGUCUUCUGACAGCAUAUGAACAGUGUGCAAGUGAAGCAGAGAAAGAGAAACUCCUCUCCUCGAUCCGAUACGGGAAGCUCAAAAGGAACCUGGGUCCAGCUUUGAGCAGAACAGUUUAUCAGCUCUACUGUACACAAGGAGCUCUGACAUGAAGGCGGCCCUGGAGUCAGAAUCCAAAUCCAGUGCCCAGACGCUGAAGUCUUAAAGCUGUAAGCCAGCUCGCACCUUUCCAGCUUGUCCAGCGUUACUGCUCAUUCGUGCACACUAAUGGGAGUGGAGCCUUGUACCCAGGAGGUCUUCAGGAGCUGCUAUUACCUGAUAAGAGCUUUUAACACAUCAAACAUGAAGAGCCAAAGUUUAACCUUGAUUUGAAAACUGCAUUUCUGAGCAUGGUAAGUAUUAGAUUGCUACACGGCCACAGGUUUUAUCGAUGAGUUUACUCGCUGCUGGUGAAAUUAAACGAUUAAAACUCAUAUCUUUGUACAGCUGUCUAAUAUGGGCGAUGAGGUCUUUUUUUUCUUAUCGUCUUUACCUUGUUUUGAAUUCGCGCUAUUUAAAUGAAAUUAAAUGAUUGAAUUUCUUAAGGACGUAACUACGGAUACCGCUCAUCAACUCUAGUUUUUUUAGGCCUGUUGCUUCUUUGGUCCUUCACUUACCAAGUUUUCUCAAAUUUUUUUUAAGGACACACCAAUGCUGUCACAUGCUACGUCAACUAAGGGAAUCAGCUUGGGAGUCAACAUGUUGGUGCAAGAAUACUUUUAUUCCUGGUAAACUGUGAUCCUAAAGAUACUACUUUUUUUUUUUUUUUUUCUCCAUGGACCUCCGGCCCAAAAACAAAACACGAUGUGACAUCGCUCUGUCUUGUGACAAUGGAGUUUAAUCCCAGAAAACAAUGAAUAUCAUAUUUCAGUGUCAGACCCAUAGAAUCGAUCUCUGACCUUCACCCACUUUACAGAAAGAAGUCAAUCAGUGAUCCAAGAGGCAGAGACAGACUGCUGCAUGCCGACUGAAGCACUGUUAGACCAGAGCGCAGCACGGGAACUGUUUGUGGCACGAUCACAGUGAAGAAUAAUUCAGGGCUGGAUUACUUUCUCAGUUUAAUUCUGAAAUAAAUAUACAGACAACAAAAACCCCGGUAUGUUUAGUGACACCUGACAAUCCC